AUUCCGAGGGUCCCGCUAGUGCGGGACAGACGCCUCGGUCAGUCAGAGCCCCUGGUGGAGAGCGGAGACGUCGAGCUGCUCGCGUGGCUUUCCCCGGCCACGCCAGUACCCGGCGGGGGAGGUGGACACCCGGGCCGCGCCGACCGCAGGGCCCCUCCGCGCCCCACAGCUCCCGAGUCCACAGCAAGGCCUUGACCUUCGCGCGGGGAUCGUCAUGGCGUCCCAGCCGAAUUCUUCCGCGAAGAAGAAAGAGGAGAAGGGAAAGAACAUCCAGGUGGUGGUGAGAUGCAGACCAUUUAAUUUGGCAGAACGGAAAGCUAAUGCCCAUUCUGUAGUAGAUUGUGAUCAUGUACGAAAAGAAGUUAGUGUACGAACUGGAGGAUUGGCUGACAAGAGCUCAAGGAAAACAUAUACUUUUGAUAUGGUUUUUGGAGCUUCUACUAAACAAAUUGAUGUUUACCGAAGUGUUGUUUGUCCAAUUCUGGAUGAAGUUAUUAUGGGUUAUAAUUGCACUAUUUUUGCAUAUGGCCAAACUGGCACUGGAAAAACCUUUACAAUGGAAGGUGAGAGGUCACCUAAUGAAGAGUACACUUGGGAGGAGGAUCCCUUGGCUGGUAUAAUUCCACGUACUCUUCAUCAAAUUUUUGAGAAACUUACUGAUAAUGGUACUGAAUUUUCAGUCAAAGUGUCUCUGUUGGAAAUCUAUAAUGAAGAACUUUUUGAUCUCCUUAACCCAUCUUCUGAUGUUUCUGAGAGACUUCAGAUGUUUGAUGAUCCCCGUAACAAGAGGGGAGUGAUAAUCAAAGGUUUAGAAGAAAUUACAGUACACAACAAGGAUGAAGUCUAUCAGAUUUUGGAGAAGGGGGCAGCAAAACGGACAACUGCAGCAACUCUGAUGAAUGCAUACUCCAGUCGUUCCCACUCAGUUUUCUCUGUUACAAUACAUAUGAAAGAAACUACAAUUGAUGGAGAGGAGCUUGUUAAAAUUGGAAAGUUGAACUUGGUUGAUCUUGCGGGAAGUGAGAACAUUGGCCGUUCUGGAGCAGUUGACAAGAGAGCCCGGGAAGCUGGAAAUAUCAAUCAAUCCCUUUUGACUUUGGGAAGGGUUAUUACUGCUCUUGUAGAAAGAACACCUCAUGUUCCUUAUCGAGAAUCUAAACUAACUAGAAUCCUCCAGGAUUCUCUUGGGGGACGUACAAGAACAUCUAUAAUUGCAACAAUUUCUCCUGCAUCUCUCAAUCUUGAGGAAACUCUGAGUACAUUGGAAUAUGCUCAUAGAGCAAAGAACAUACUAAAUAAGCCUGAAGUUAACCAGAAACUCACCAAAAGAGCUCUUAUUAAGGAAUAUACAGAAGAGAUAGAGCGUCUGAAACGAGAUCUUGCUGCAGCCCGUGAGAAAAAUGGGGUGUACAUUUCUGAAGAAAAUUUUAGAGCCAUGAGCGGAAAACUAACUGUUCAAGAAGAACAGAUUGUAGAAUUGAUUGAAAAAAUUGGUGCCAUUGAGGAGGAGCUAAAUAGGGUUACAGAGUUAUUUAUGGACAAUAAAAAUGAACUUGACCAGUGUAAGUCUGACCUGCAAAAUAAGACACAGGAACUUGAAACCACUCAAAAACAUUUACAAGAAACUAAAUUACAGCUUGCUGAAGAAGAGUAUAUUACAUCAGCUUUGGAAAGUACUGAGGAGAAACUUCAUGAUGCUGCCAGCAGGUUGCUUACCACAGUUGAAGAAACUACAAAAGAUGUAUCUGGUCUCCAUUCCAAACUGGAUCGUAAGAAGGCAGUCGAUCAGCACAAUGCAGAAGCUCAGGAUAUUUUUGGCAAAAACCUGAAUAGUCUGUUUAGUAACAUGGAAGAAUUAAUUAAGGAUAACAGCUCAAAACAAAAGGCCAUGCUAGAGACUCACAAGACUUUGUUUGGUAACCUGCUGUCUUCCAGUGUCUGUGCAUUAGACACAAUUACUACAACAGCACUUGGAUCUCUCACAGCUGUUCCAGAAAAUGUGUCUAUACGUGUUUCUCAGAUUUCUAAUAUGAUAUUAAAAGAACAAUCAUUAGCAGCAGAAAGUAAAACUGUACUUCAGACAUUGAUUGAUGUACUUAAGACUGACCUUCUAAAUUCACUGGAAACGGUUUUAUCCCCCACGAUGGUGUUUAUACUGAAAAUCAACAGUCAACUAAAGCAUCUUUUCAAGACUUCAUUGACAGUGGCUAGUAAGAUAGAAGAUCAGAAAAAGGAAAUGGAUAGCUUUCUCGGUACACUGUGUAACAAGCUACAUGAACUACAAGAAAAUACAGUUUCUUCCUUGGCUGAAUCACAGAAGCUAUGUGAAAACUUAACUGAAGACCUGAAGACAAUAAAAAAAAUCCAUUCACAGGAACUUUGCCAGUUACUCAAUCUUUGGGCAGAGAGAUUCUGUGCCUUGGAGGAAAAGUGUGAAAACAUCCAGAAACCACUUAGUAGCGUCCAAGAAAAUACAGAACAGACAUCUAAGGAUAUAAUCAGCAAAACAACCUCUUAUAGUACACAAUUUUGUGCUGAUUGUGAUGGCUUGUCACAGGAACUCAGACACUUUAACCAAGAAGGUACAAAAUUGGUUGAAGAGUCUGUGAAACACUGUGAUAAACUCAGUAGCAACCUUGAAGUAGUAUCUCAAGAGACUGAACAGAAAUGCGAGGCCCUGAACGCAAGCACACUUUCUUUUUCUGAACAGUGGGUAUCUUGCUUAAACGAAAGGGAAGAAGAACUUCAGAACUUAUUGGAGGUUGUAAACCAAGGCUGUAAGUCUGCAAGUUCAGAGAUAACUGAAAAAUUAAAUGGACAUAAAGCAGCUAAUGAGAACCAGCGUAACAUUUUUUUUGGUCAGAUAACUACUGAUGAAGAAAAGUUAAUGGCACAAAGUCUAGAACUUAACGAAACCAUAAAAAUGGGUUUGACUAAGCUUAAUUGCUUUCUACAACAGGACCUGAAACUGGAUAUCCCAACAGGUACGACACCACAGAGGAAAAAUUACUUCUACCCAUCAACACUGGUGAGAACUGAACCACGUGAACAGCUCCUUGAUCAGUUGAAAAGGAAGCAGCCUGAACUGUUAAUGAUGCUAAACUGCUCAGAAAACAACAAGGAAGACAUCAGUCAGGACUUGGAUGAAGAAAAGUCAGUUCUCGGGCACUCUACUGAAGAACCUCCGGGUCAGGAGCCAUCUGUGGAUGCUAGCGUGGAUUGUUCAUCAAGUGGUGGGAUUCCGUUUUUCCAGCGUAAAAAAUCACAUGGAAAAGACAAAGAAAACAGAGGCAUUAAUUCAGUGGAGAGGUUUAAAGUGGAAGAAACUACAGAGCAUUCUGUUACAAGGAGCAGACUACCUCUACGAGCCCAGAUAAAUCUUUAGUUAACUUGAGGGAUUGGUGAUUCUAUUUCUAAGAAAAAUGAAAAAUAAAACCUAUAACUCCAGAA
Odobenus rosmarus divergens (Pacific walrus) is the source of this 3450-nucleotide messenger RNA. It is a transcript of the gene KIF11, whose product is annotated as kinesin family member 11. Gene Ontology annotation, molecular function: ATP binding; plus-end-directed microtubule motor activity; microtubule binding. The record is from RefSeq and is a predicted model, not a curated record. Gene Ontology annotation, biological process: microtubule-based movement; mitotic spindle assembly. NCBI's taxonomy places the organism in Eukaryota, Metazoa, Chordata, Mammalia, Carnivora, Odobenidae. Bases 215 to 3385 code for a protein of 1056 amino acids. Gene Ontology annotation, cellular component: spindle microtubule; nucleus. The transcript has 22 exons.